GACUUUUUAAGAUCGUAAGUCUGAGAAAUGUAAGUAGAGAUACGAGAAGGGUCCCCACGAGUUCAGACACUCGAUUCGAUGUUGCGAUUUGACCACUUGGGAGUUGUCCCUGUAGUGUUCUGCUUAUCAGUACAGCUGAUGAUAAGUGUUAAAUCUACGAAAUCGGAAAUUACGCUGUGCGGUGCCUUGUAACCGAAGAAAAUGUGUGUGUGAGGAUACGUGAUGUGAACGAGCGCGGUGGGGCCACUGACGUCGCCUCGCCAGCGCGCCGCCUGCCGUCCCCCGUCCCCAGUGCCAAAUAUUUUGCAAUGUGAAAGUGUGGAAUCAUGCCACGCGUGAUUUUUCCCGUCGAUUUUCCCAGCAUGGCUUUCGUCAGGGACUUUCGGAAAAUAUGGUUUUUUGUACCUUUUGACCUCACGUUGUCGACAUGCAUGCUGUUAACGAAAUCAUAUCUGUUUUGGAGAGGAUCAAUAUCACAAAAGAGCUGUUGGAGACCACCAGACUUGGGAAGCACGUGAACGAGCUGCGAAGGAGGACCACAGACCAGACGCUGGCGCGCCGCGCCAAGGUGCUGGUGAAGAGAUGGCGGGACCUGGUGAUACCCAGUGUCGCCUCGCCCGGACACACAGGUUCAAACCGGUCGUCGGCGGAGCGCGCGGUCCGGCGGCUGGGGGGGACUCCGCUCACCUCCCCCGCCUUGUCACGACAAGUGGUCAGCCCGGCUGUUCCCAGUCCGCGACCUCUUUCGAGGCCAGCUUGGGGCGGUUACGAGUCGGACUCCCAAGAUGUGAUCCUGGUGGACGAUGACCCGCCUCCCGCCCCGGCCAAGUCUGAAGUCGCCGCUGCUAAACGGCCGCCGUCCCCUACUCCUUCCAACGAUGAGAAGAAAGCAAAACGUGACAAAAAACCUAAGAAAAGGAGGGGCUCCGUGUCGGAGGCGGCGGCGCGCAACGGCGGCGAGGCGCGGCGCCGCAACGGGUUCCGGCGCGCCGCGCUCGAGCCCUACGCCGCGCUCGUGCGCCGCCUGCCGCCCGCCGGCGCCAAGAAGGUGAAAACGACUAAGGAACUGUUGGAGGAGAUCCAGCAAAGGGCCGGCAAGUCCGCCUCGCCACGCUCACCGGACGUCAUGGUCAUAGAGUCUGAGUCGAGUCCAAUCAAAGUGGAAUCUCCCUUGCGCAACGGUGGCAGCGAGUCCCGGGUUCCCUCCCCGGCGGCGGAGCCCGAGCCCGAGCCGGAGCCCGAGCCGGAGCCCUGGCAGCCGCUGGAGGACUACCGCGAGCACCGGGAGUGCACCUGCGGGGAAGAGGAGGAGGACGAGAACUGCGCCGCCAAGGAGGCCCGCCUCCGCUCCGUAGUGUUGCCGGCCCACGUCAGAGCCCUACACCACACAUUCCUCCCCGGGAUCAACGGGACCCGGGCCCCUCCCCUGCCUCACCAGUUCGCCGUCAGAAAGAUAGAGGACCCAGACAGACCGGGACUGUUCAAUAGUGUUGUGCCUCUGUAUAAAUAUUCGGACUAUGCGGACGAUUAUUGUGCUAAAAAUAUGGACAGUGUUCCCCUGUGUUCGCACUUACCGUGGACGGAGUUCGCCCCGCCGCCGCCUGACCCGCCCCCGCCGCCUUCACCGCCCCCUAUAAGGCCCUAUCCUACAUAUGAACCUGAGAUAGACGUCAAGAAAGAGAAAGAAGAUACGGAGUCACUCGAGGCUGAAGAAGACAGCACUCCGGGUGAAUUAGAUAGCAAGAUCGACGCGGAAAUGGUCGGUCUGCCCCGACUCGAGCCCAGCGAGAGGUUAAAAGCGCCGCUCCUGACGGCCGAAGACGAGACUCAGUUCAGUGAUAGCGGCAGAACUGUUGUUAAAAUGAAACUGGAAACGGUGGAGGAGUUCAAAUGCGCCUCGCCCGAGCAUCGGACCGUGGAGCGGACGAAAGGCGUGGUGGACGGGAAGGAGUUGUACGAACAGUGUUGUAGUGUCAGAGACUCGGUGCCGUAUGACUACGAUCAGUUGUGUUCGGCGCCCGUAGUGAGUUUGCCGGAGAGCAGUGAGGAAGUGAGUGCGGCGGUGUGCAGUGCUUUGUUGGCGAGCGAGCGCGGCGAGCGGGAUUCGCUCGCUCGGCCGCCGCGCCCCGCCGCCUUCGCGGAGUGGCACGAGUGCGCGCGGCUGGGCGGCCUCGUGGCGCUGCCGUACGUAGUGAUCGACUGACGCAGUGCCAAACCACAGCCUUUGAGCGUUCAAGUGUCCUUAUGUUAGGUUUAAGUGUACCCGGUGUGUGUAGAAGGCGGGGCGCGCGGCUGGUUCGCGCGUGUGGUCGCAUUGUGAUUUGUCAUUUUACAUAAUGUUAAAAAUAUUUUGUUCUCCAAACUUGAAUGAUAAAUAUUCUUCAAUUAGAGAAAGGUUAUCUCAUCAUCAAGCAUUUUUGACUCCGUAGAGAACAGAGAAGAUUUUAUUGUUAUAUGUUUAAAAAAAAUGUAAUAUGGAGACAAAAAGCAUACAAAAAAAGCCUUUUAAAACAAUAGAAAGUUAAUUGAGCUACUUUGAAUAACAACUUAAUAAUUCCACAAUUUUUCCAAAAUAUAUAGAUUUAUUUAUAUAAAUAAAAAGAUUAAUGACUUAUUCUGGUAUGUGAUCACAUGUGCAACCGGACAUUAGACCCGUCGGUCGUUGCGAGUGCUCGAAUAUGUAAAUAUAAGUUAGCGAAUGUCCCAUGAGAGCCGACCUUUAUUUUUAAAAUGUCUAUUCUGUUCAUUGUUAAUGUUAAAACAUUAAUUAUUAAAAAGGUAUUUUAGAUGGAAAAAUAUUAUUGUUAAUGACACUAGAGUUGUGAUUUAGGAAUCAUGACUUUGAAAUAUCUAGUAUAAUAUCUAUCAUAGUUCGUCAUCAGAUAAUUAAUCAUCAUUUAAAAUUUCACAACUAAAUCUAAUUUUUUUUCUGCAUAAAACUUCCAUACUUUCUGUGAUAACUGCAUUAGUCUGUUUGUAGCUAUUCAACAAAUUAAAUGUUGAACCAAUUGUGAAGAAAUAUAUAGUUGGUAAUUGUUUAUCGGACGAGCGCGGGUUAUAACUUGUGUAGUGAAUAAAAAAGACGUAUUUCGCGUCACACUGGUUUUUUUCAUUAAUUCAAAAGUUGUAUGACGUUUCGCUUUUUAGCAUUUCCCUUAAUUGGCUUUUACAAUAUGCUCGGCAAGGGAAGCAGCUGGCAUACUAUGUUUUCCCUUCCCCACCAGAACAGCGCAGAAGUAUACACAUUCAAGUUUCCAAAGCUUUGAAACGUUAAAAGAAUUAACUAAUGUAAUUAACAAUAUAUUUAUCCAAUCAAAUGUACCCUAUUGUUACAUUGACAAUGAACGGAAUAAAUAAAUGUUGCAGUCGUGUGACCGAAAGUGUUUUAGUCAUAUAUUUAUUUUAUAUCGUUCUAGGCGAAAACAAAUUUUGUAAACGGUGGAUCGCGAAUUGUGAUAUUAACGUAUUUACGACUGUUAAUGGUGAAUUUUUAAUUUGAAAUUGCGACGAGAAACGCAAUGGAAUGAGGAUUUGUGUCGUUUUUAACAAUAAUAAUUUAACUUUGACAAAUUUUAUUCUCAAAGUUUCUGCAGUCGCCACCUACGACAUUCACAGGAAGGGUUUGGUGGUUUGAACCUAUUGCGCUCACUUGGCGGGGCCCAUAUUGAGUCUCAUAAUUUAAGGCAUAAUUUGAAGAUGUCGUAACAUUUUUUUAACAAAACUAUCGGUUCGCAAACCUUUUAAUAAUAAUAUAAAACGUUAUGCGACGCGAUGAUUAUGACAAAAAACAUGUUAUGAAACCUUGAAAUUAUGACAUUUAAGUUUAUUCAAUAUGGACCACUCUCAAGGAUAGAAUAGGACCACAUCAACACUUUUUGUGACUGUUGCAGGUGAUGAUUAAAGGAAAACAGCCUUAAUUAGUUCAUUUUAAUGAUAACACUGAAUUAUUUGUUGAUAUUAAUUUAUUUAUACAACCUUAUUUUAUUGCGUUUCUCAUCUCGUCAGUCGCUGUUACUAUCGGCCCGGAGUCCAUAUUAAUGUCACACGGAAAAAGCAGAGGCGGAGAAACAGUGAAGACAUGUUUUUUCUAUUCAUUGAAUAUGUAUGAGAAACUAAAGGCGUAGCCAAGAUUGGGUGUGUGUUGGGGGGGCUAAAUAAAGUAGCGGUUGAGGAGGGGCUACUCUAUAAAAGUAGUGAUGACAUCAGUGUGUAUCACAAGAUGGGAACUGGGAAGCAGCCGUACAAGUAACAGUCAAAAAGCCUAGAUACAAAAGAAAAUAAAAUUUACUGUAACUUUACUGUUAAUGACGUCUCGCUUCGCCUUUGAAAUUUCCCUGUGGCCUAAAAUAAUAUCGGACACCAAAUGCGACCAAAUAAUCGUUUCACGUAGUAAAAAUAUGAAUAUUUUUGUACCUCAGAGUUUUGUUUUUCAUAACAGCCGAUAGUACGCCGACUGAUUUUGUAAUCUGCAUUUGGCUCGGGCGCAGAAAGUCAUUUUCGCAAAUAGACAAAUCUUGAAAUUGUGUUGAUUUGUUAAUAAAUGUCUUCUUCGCAAAAAGUCUAAGUAACUCUCGUCCUUUAUAAUCGUUGAAAACUAUUAAAUUAUUCAAUUAUAAAACUAUUUAAGUAUAAAGUACCUAUUCGUGUUAUUACUCGUGUUACCUACCCAUGCAAAUACAAAUAUUAUGAAUUCGCAAUAUUAUAACUAAAAAUCCGCUUUCAGUAUGAGCUUAUGGUGACUGAGAGAACGACCUAUUUAGAAAAUGUCGUUUUGCUUCUGACAUUUUGCGAAAUAGACGUUUUGCUAUUGGUCAUUUUACGAAAAAGACCUUUUGCCCCCGACCGGGACAUUUCACCGAUCCACCCGUGUUGUAUAGGAUGUUAUUCCCAAAUAAGACAAAAAAAAUCUCUAGACUGUCAUAAAACAAGUUCUUGUUACCGAAUGUGAUUUAAAAAAAUGAAAAAUUAGGUAAUUAAUAAUAAUAGGAGUUCCAAUUGUAUUAUAUUAUAUACAUAUAUAUUAUAUAUAUAUAUAUUGCUAUAUCAUUCAGUCGGAUAUCAAAUUACGAAUAAGUGCAAACUAUACGUCUCAAAUUGACCAUGUUGUUUUUUUUUUAUUUUAAUUUUUUCGUGUAGGAUUCCGUCGUGACUGGAAAUGGAAGGUCUGUGCAAAAAAACACUUUGAUGUUGCCGUUCACCAUUCAUCCACCAUCUUGUCGUUGGUCCUGGUAGGGGUGGGUCGUGUUACGAAACGAUUAUGUUUUGAAUAUUCACGAUCAUUGACAAGGUACAUGUCUGUCUAUCUUACCUCUCUCUUUUACUAUGAGGUUAAUCAAAUGGAUUGGAGAGGAUAAGACAUAUUCCUUGAUAAACUUCGUGAAUAACAAUCUGACCCGCUGGGAUCAUGGUUACACAUUUUGUCCUAUAAUUAUUGCAUCUGAUUGUGCUUCGAAAUUCACACUAGGGUCCUGAAAUCCAUCUAACAUUUAAAUCUAGAUUUUAAAUACUUGGUCAGUUCUAAAGCCAAGAUGAUGAUGAUGGCUUGAUUGCACAGGCGUUUCAUUAAAUAGCAUGAUUGAUUCCCGGUUUUAUUUUAUGUUCCAAUGACGCAUAUCUGCUAUCUGUGGGCUGAUCGCGCGCGCCAAAGCAGUUAGCUUUAUUGUAUAAAUUAUAAUACUCCCGAAACUGAGACAAUACAAAUGCUUUUGUAUAAUAUAAUUUCCGAAUCAUUUAUGAUGACCUGUUAAAGUGAGAUAGGUUUCACACAGCCGAAAUUACAAUGGCUGGUUGGAAUUUUUCAUGUGAUUUCUUUGAAAAGUGUGCUGAGAGAGGGUUCUCGGAAAUUCCCGCGGAACCGGGAAUACGUGUACCUUUGAGUGUAAGAAGUCGGGCUAAAGUUUUUAGGCAAAGGAUAGCUACAUUUUUGGUAACAAUGAGAGCGUAGGUUAGUAAGAAGACUGAUUUAUUGAGCUGCCCCCGUUGCAUAGCACGCGCGAUGCCGUUUUUAUCGCGCUAUAUUUCGCUUUUUGUUAUGUCGUGACAAGGGACAGCGAUAGUUUUACGCGCGAUGAAAACGGCGUAGCGCGUGUCAUGUGUACGUGGGAAGGGGUUUUGGGGUAGGUACCAUUGGUGCGUAUGGUAGUGAGUCACCAUACCCGUCACCAUAUCGCGCCACACCCCCUAGUGACAUCAGUAAAAUUAACCUAAAUUGCAACUAUCUCAGUAUUUCUCAUAUAUUUUGCCAAAUGGCUGAUAAUAAGGUUGCAUACGUGUAGAUACAGUUUUUAAGUUUACAUAGGUUAGGAUAUUAAGCCAAUUUUCAAUGUCGCCUAGUGCAUUGCUCAAAAAUCAGCAUUUAUGGCGACAAAAUUUUAUUGUUUCUUUAAUUAUUUUGUCCAAUGUUGACGUUUUAACUAGUCAAAAUGAUUCCAAUUUGUAUACAACAGAAGGGAAGCUAUAUAUUACUGAUAAGCGAGCUAAUAUAUAAAUGUGGUUGAGCGUUGUAUAUAAAAAUACUAGAGAAAAAAAAUCUUCCUAUAAAAUCUUUCCAUUAGAAUUUCUUCCAAAAAUGUUCAAAGUAAAUUCUCAAGUACACGGUACAGUACAAAAAUGUUAACUUAUUUACUUAACGUAGCACAAAUAUCAAAUAUUAACAGUAUGCUGAUACGAAUUUUGUUUUAAAAGAAAAUCAUUUAUAAUUAGCGAGAAAUGGAACGUUUCCGUGUUUGAAACUUAUUCUUUUCACGUUUCAGUCUAGUUAAAGCUUGAACCAAACUUGUCGGCCCAUAGAUAGCAGAGUGCGUUGUGUCAUGGUGGGCGGUAUGUUUAGUGAACGACCGUGACGCCAGCGCCCCCGUGUCGAGUUUAGGUGGAUCUGUCUUUUAGCUGUUUAUUAAAACUUGUGUUUUGUAUGUAAACUGAACUUGAGAUAUUUAAUGUGCAUUUAGAAUGAGCAAAACGAUCUUUAAAAAAUCAUACAUGAUAUCAUUGCCAGUUUUUUGUAGUUGUUAAGAAAAAGAUAAGCAAAAUCAAUUGACUGAUGUCAAUUAGCCGAUCUUUCGUAUUUGUGAUACGACAACGUUGACUGAGUGAUAAUAGUCGCAUUGUUCUCUUGCAAGCUUUUCAAGUAAGUCAAAUAUAAUCAUUAUGUGUUCCUUUUAUUUGUGAACAGUUCGUGGCUUAAAUUUUUCAUGAAAAUAUUUCGUAGCAAUAGCAACACAGAUCGUUUUGUGAUAUCAUGUUAAGUACAAAUGCUAAACAUAUGACACGUCCGCACAUCUAAUUAAAUUUAAUUAAUAAUUAAUCUUAAUGCAAUAUUUAUGUAAAAAAAUCAUAAAUUAAUUAAAAUAUCACUUCAGAACAGAUUACAAACAUAUCUAUAUAAAAGUAAUAUCAUUUUAUUAUUAUUAUUAUCGUUUGGGAUCUAUGGUAAUUUUUUAUUAGUAUUUUCGUUAAUUUGAUUGUAAGUGGUCAAACCACGGGUGUGUUGCUAGUUGUGUACCUAUGUAUGUUCUUUAUUUAAAAUUUUGUUUUAAUUAGAUAUGUUGCCAACAUAAAAUCAAUUAGUCUACCAAAAUGGCAGUCAAGUUCUUCCAAACUUUCCAUUUAUAAAACAUGAAUGUGGGAUAGGUAGGUGUAUAUUUUUUUAUUGUUUCACACUCAAUAUGCCACGGUGUGCCUGUAGCCGGCAAGGAAUCUUUUUCAUUGAAAUUAUUUUUGAAAAUUUUGUACUAGUUUUUUGUUUAUAGAAAAUGAAAGUUAAUUGUUUUGUAUAUUAUCAUAAUUAUGUAUUUAACCCUUCAAAAAGGAUUUAAACUUAUUGAGACAAUGUUUAAUAAGCACAAGCAAAUUACAAUGAUAAGUAAAAUGCUCCUUCGCUUUUUAAUCUGACAUUAGGGAUUUAGAGCUAUUCUCAUGAAAUCUAAUUUUAAUAAAAAAGUUAAAUAAAUGUCUAAGGGAGCGAGAUUUUUUCUGUAGACUUGAUCUGAAUUCAUACGGCGAAUUUUCAGGGAUGCUAUUUUUAUUUGUGAUCUUAAAAUUUCACAAGUUGAAAUGGCACCUGUUUUAUGAAAUUCCUGUCCAGUUAAUGUUGUAUAUUUUGUAACAUUUAGCUCUAUUUUAUGAAAGACAGAUCCACCGAGCCAGGCACUGAACCAAAAGGCCUUAGCGUAAAGCGCGGGAAUCCGCGGGAGCUUGUUAGUCUAGAUGAUGGCCGCAGACUGCCUUCUUGGACUAGAUCCAAAAUUUUGGUAAAAUAUAAAAGCAAAAUAUAUGUGUUUUUAUUACGA
This is a messenger RNA of Amyelois transitella, 8288 nucleotides long. RefSeq names its product translation initiation factor IF-2. The transcript has 10 exons. Gene Ontology annotation, biological process: regulation of transcription by RNA polymerase II; positive regulation of gene expression. Gene Ontology annotation, molecular function: transcription coregulator activity. The coding region runs from base 428 to 2203 and encodes 591 amino acids. Lineage: Eukaryota; Metazoa; Arthropoda; Insecta; Lepidoptera; Pyralidae. Gene Ontology annotation, cellular component: mediator complex; nucleus; core mediator complex. The record is from RefSeq and is a predicted model, not a curated record.